UUGAGCUUUUAUUUUCAAUGGUUACUACGUAGUCGUGAUGUGUUUUGAAUGGUAAACAUGAAACAAAUGUCAGAACGUCUCAAUGGAAGCAGAAAGCAUUAGUUUGCGGUCCUGGAACCAGGCUUUCCUGGUGGGAAAUCUGGAGGGAAAUCUGCCCCUGCAUCGCACCCCGACGAACAGAGAGCUUUUAAGCGCUCUUUUGCACCGGAAUCGAUACAACAAGCUUUCGAUCAAGAAUGCCGCCUUGGAAAUCUCCCGGUUGGCGGAAAGUGCUUUAAAUGCCCAUUUGCAAGAUUUGUACGACACUUGGAGAGGACUUUACAAGCAAAAAUCCCGAACCACUUCGAAAUCGGAGGAGGAUAGAAUCAUUUCACAACGGAACUAUCGCCUGCUUGUCAUCUCGUCCGAUCUCGCCAGCUCGACAUCGAGCGUGGUCCUGUCCAAGUCAACGUCAAGCAACAAGUCCGAUCUCGCCAACCCGUCAUCGAGCGUGGUCCUGGCGUCAUGUGCAAGAAAAGUUUAUGGAGCAGCACCGGAAAAGGACAAACUGCUGGAGAGUAUCGGAACAUCCAACGCCAUCGAAUUCCACCGCAAGUGGUAA
Messenger RNA from Culex quinquefasciatus (southern house mosquito), 601 nucleotides. RefSeq lists its product as uncharacterized. Bases 83 to 601 code for a protein of 172 amino acids. The transcript has 3 exons. The record is from RefSeq and is a predicted model, not a curated record. NCBI's taxonomy places the organism in Eukaryota, Metazoa, Arthropoda, Insecta, Diptera, Culicidae.